Messenger RNA from Brassica rapa (field mustard), 2043 nucleotides. Its product is annotated as heparan-alpha-glucosaminide N-acetyltransferase. NCBI's taxonomy places the organism in Eukaryota, Viridiplantae, Streptophyta, Magnoliopsida, Brassicales, Brassicaceae. The record is from RefSeq and is a predicted model, not a curated record.
AAAUAUUAUAUUCAAUGAUUUUGCAAGUUGAAGUGUCAAAAUCCUGAUUACGCAUUUUCAUGCACAAAAUCAUAUAACUUUCCUAUAUAAAACUGUAAAGUUGCAUUACAUGAGCUUUCCCUUACCUGAAGGCCCAUAGAGAGAGAGAGAGAAUCAUCUAUCAGUCUUUUGAGAGCGAAUCAAGUUCGUAACUGACAGCAAAAACUGAAGGUCCAAUCCCAAGGGAGAGUGGCACGUGCGAAUACCAAGUUAGAAGAAAAAAAAGUGAUUUAAGAACCAAACUGCUCAAGUGGCUAUCCUCAAACCGUUGUCGUUAAGAUAGAGAGAUUUAGUUGUCACUCAAUAAAUACUAAUAAGAUAAGUAUAUUUAUCCAUAGAUAUAGACGCAACAGUUUGAUGAAUGAAGAUAGAUUUGGUUUCUCUUUGAUGCGGACGGAACUGGCAAUGUACGAACCAAUCAAAAGCACCGACGACGGUGAUCAAUGGCGUGAGAAGAAAGACAUUGAGUCCGCUUCCUCUCUCCAGAUUUCUUCUCAUCACGGUCCUUAUCUCCCUUCCGACAAGGAACGAUUAGUUUCUCUCGACGUCUUCCGUGGCAUUACCGUAGCCCUGAUGAUACUUGUGGAUGAUGUUGGAGGGAUCUUCCCAGCUAUUAACCAUUCACCUUGGGACGGUGUAACGCUUGCUGAUUUCGUCAUGCCUUUUUUUCUUUUCAUUGUCGGUGUCUCUCUUGCCUUUGCUUAUAAGGUAGUAUGUGAUUAUUGCUACUCUUUAAUUAACUUCUUUUACUCUGAUUCUGAUCUUUCUCUGGUUUUUUUUGUUUGGUUACAGAACUUGUCAUGCAAGUAUGCUGCAACAAGAAAGGCUUUGCUUCGAUCCUUUAAACUCCUUUCACUUGGUCUUUUUCUCCAAGGGGGAUUCAUUCAUGGCCUCAACAACUUAACAUAUGGAAUAGAUAUAGAGAAAAUUAGAGUCAUGGGCAUAUUACAGAGAAUAGCGAUAGCAUACUUAGUUGCAGCACUGUGCGAGAUUUGGUUUAAAGGAAACCAUAAUGUCACCUCAGAGCUAUCUAUGAUCAAGAAAUACAAAUUUCACUGGGUGGUGGCAUUUGUUAUUACAACAACAUAUUUGUUCAUGCUAUACGGCUUAUACGUGGCAGACUGGGAAUAUCAGAUUUCAACACAAGACCAAGGAUCAACAACAUUCUUGAAUGUGAAGGUGAAAUGUGGGGUAAGAGGAAACACUGGACCAGGCUGUAAUGCAGUUGGAAUGCUUGACCGUAUGUUAUUAGGAAUACAUCAUCUCUACAGGAAACCUGUAUAUGCACGGACCAAGCAAUGCAGUAUAUAUUCUCCACACAAUGGGCCAUUACCUCCAGGCGCUCCUUCUUGGUGUCAAGCGCCUUUUGAUCCCGAAGGCCUUCUCAGUUCCUUGAUGGCCACCGUUACAUGCCUAGUGGGUUUGCAUUACGGCCAUAUUAUCACCCACUUCAAGGAUCACAAAAGGCGUCUGAACCAAUGGAUUUUACGUUCUUUUUGUCUUCUGAUGUUAGGUCUCGCACUUGACCUCUUUGGAAUGCAUCUAAACAAACCUCUAUACACACUGAGUUACGUGUGUGUCACGGCAGGCGCUUCUGGAUUUCUGUUCUCCACUAUAUACCUAAUGGUUGAUGUUUAUGGAUACAAACGAGCAAGUCUUGUGUUACAGUGGAUGGGAAUACACGCCUUGCCGAUCUACGUUCUCAUUGCAUGCAAUCUUGUCUUUCUAAUCAUUCAUGGGUUCUACUGGAAGAAACCUACUAACAAUCUCCUUCAUUUGAUAGGAAUUGGAAAGUGAAGAAGAGAAAGGAGGUGAAACAAGCGUAUGCCAAGAAACAAUAGUCAUUAGCCAUCUUCAUCUUCUUAUUCCAUUCUCUUCCCAUAUUCAUUCAUUCACCUAUAGAAUCCAAUCUAUUCUAGUUUUGUAAAUCGAAUCUCACCAUGUUUUUUUCGCAUUUUCUGCUUGUAUCUUUAUAGUAUUUUCAACCACAUCGUUUCCAUAUUA